CUAUGGCAGUAGUUUGAAGUUUAAAUGUCAAUUUUGAAUUGUUUUGGGUUAAGGGUCACAUGUCAUAAAUAUUGAGUAUAGGACAACAUUCUUGUUUAUCUAUUAUGAUAAUAUUGCAGAGAAAAAACACAAAUGAAUUUGACUGUUUAUAAUGCAAGCCCAAAUGUAUGUAACAUUGGAGCAAUUUGCAAGUAGGGUACUUGAAGUAACUACUAGAUACAGUCUUUUCAAUCAUGUAUCCUAUGAUCCUGGAAAUUUUAUUGGCAAAUGUUCAAGGUAUCCCGAUUAUGGGGAUUUCGCAGAGACUUACUCAUUGCGUCAAUAUGGUAAUUGGUGGAAAUUAUGUGAAGUAAAUUGGCAAAGAUCAUACAGACAAGCCGAUGAUGAUCCCUUAGGUGUCGAAGAUUUUGUUACAGUGCGUUUCGACUAUGCUGUUAUUCCAACAAGACUUUUCAUAUAUGAAACCUACAAUCCUGGUUCCAUUGUUCGUAUAUGGGGCAGACAAAUGAAACAAAAAUGGGUUUUAAUGUGGGAGGGAGAACCUCAAGAAUGUCCACCUCAGGCUAGAAAAUUUCAACCAGAUAUAUUUAAAGUGAAUUGCCUGAUAGAUACAAUUCGUUUAGAUUUGAAUUGUUCAAAACUUGAUCACCACACUUGUUUUGAUGCAAUUUUAUUGAUUGGUUUAUCUGGACCAGGAUCUGGGUUCCAUUUAAAAUGUUUGAGUGCUUUAAAUAUGUCUAAAAUAGUUACUACCCCAAAUGAAGACAUAGAAAAGAGAGAACAUAAACAUUAUUUUGAUGAUCUCCCAUAUGAAGUAAUAAUGCAUAUAUUCAAAUUCUUAGAUUUGAAAUCUUUGUCAAAAUGUGCUUGUGUUAGUUCUCAAUGGAAUCAUUUGGCAAAUGAUCCACAUUUAUACCAGAACAUCAGUUUCAAGAGUUAUUGGAACAUAAUAGAUAGUACAAUAUUUGAUUACUUAGAAAAAAGAAGUAAAUUUUUAAAAAAAUUAGAUCUUUCUUGGUGUGGAAAAGAUGAUGAAAGUUUUCCAAGGAAAUUGCAUCAAUUCUUACAACAGUCAUGUAAGAAUUUAUCCCAUAUUUCACUUGGAAAUGCAUCAUAUUUCAAUGGCAGUCAUUUAGCAGCAUUGUGUUCGUCAUGCUUACAACUUGAAGAAUUGAGACUAAGAAAUGUUUUUGUUUCUGAAAUUGCCUUUUGUCACCACCAAACAUUGAGUAAACUCAAUAAACUGGUAACACUGGAUUUAUAUUCUACCAAUAUCUCUACUGACCUACUUAUUCCAUUGUUGGAGGUAAAUCCUAAUCUCAGAUAUUUAAAUUUAGAUUUUUGUGAAGAAAUAGUUUUAGACAAUGUUAUAGAGGUUAUUUCAAGAUAUAACAGACAGCUCAUAGGAUUGAGCUGUUGGAAGGUUAGGGGGUUGACAUCAUAUGGAAUCAAUUUAUUAGGAGAAUGCCAUCAUCUAGAGGAUCUUGAUUUGGGAUGGUGCCUCAAUGUGUUCCCACAAGAACAGUGUUUGGAAAAGUUGGCUUCUGGAUGUAAAGGUUUGAAAAGGUUGAUUCUAUCUGCUUGGAGAGGUCUAGUAGACACAAUGUUAUAUCCAUUAAUAGAACAUUGUAUUAGAUUGGAGCAACUUGAUCUACUUAGUAUAACUGGCAUUUCUAGUCAAUUCAUUGAAACAGCAUUAAACAGAUUGCCAAACCUGAAACUGUUAGAAAUAAGCUAUUGUGAUUCAAUACCUGUGGAAAUGGUUGGACAGUGGAAACUUGCUUAUCCCAAUGUAAUUAUACAAAAAUGUGUUCAUUCUCAUUAAAAUCUUGAAGAUUCCAUCAUUUCAAGUUACUUUACAAGUAUCAACUGGAGAGUGAGAAAGUGAAAUGUAUUAUUAAUUGUCAUAUUUCGAAUUCUAGAAUCUUGAGUGAUGAAUCAUUUAUGUAUUUCUAGUAUAAAAAUAUAUUUAUAUAAAUAUUGUAA
Messenger RNA from Harmonia axyridis, 1986 nucleotides. RefSeq names its product F-box/LRR-repeat protein 4 (gene Fbxl4). Gene Ontology annotation, biological process: SCF-dependent proteasomal ubiquitin-dependent protein catabolic process. The coding region runs from base 152 to 1825 and encodes 557 amino acids. NCBI's taxonomy places the organism in Eukaryota, Metazoa, Arthropoda, Insecta, Coleoptera, Coccinellidae. Gene Ontology annotation, molecular function: protein binding. Gene Ontology annotation, cellular component: SCF ubiquitin ligase complex. The record is from RefSeq and is a predicted model, not a curated record. The transcript has 10 exons.